AUGUGGUCCUUCUUGGCGAAGAAUAAACAAGUUGCAGCCAUGCUGGGCUUGUUGGCAGCAGCUUCGUUGGUUGUGAUAGUUCUAACCACGAGAGGUAGAACUCACACCGUUGUGGAACAGUUCCCUGUUGAAACUGAGGAUGUGAGCGACAAAGCCUAUAUAUUUUCAACGCACAGUUUGCCGAAUGAUGACCACUUUAUGCCAUCUAUCGGCAAUGGUCAUCUGGCUACCAAUGUCUUCAGCGACACUGUAUACAUGAACGGUUUGUACAACGGUCACAGAGGUGAAAGUCGCAGAGCAAGAAUACCAGCUUGGGCCAAUAUACGUCUCAAUUCAACCCUUACUCACUAUCCCUUCAGUCCUGUUUACAGCCUGGACACAAAACAUGGAGUGUUUGAAGUCAGAGUAGACCGGGAUAGGUCAGUGGUAACUCAAAGGAUUUAUGCUCAUAGAUAUUAUACAAGGACCAUUGUAAAUCAAAUCGAAGUUAUGCCUAAAACUCAUGCUGAUCCAAAUUUUAUUCACCACGAAAUUUGGAUAGCAAUAAAGCAAAUGGCGGGACCUGAUAGCAAGGACAUAGCUUUUGAGUCUCCAACUCCUGAAAUUAUUGGUGACGCUGUCGUUUGGAAGACAUGUGGGAAGACGAGGGAGUCUGAAGAUAUCGAACACCAGCCGCUUCCAGUGGACGUAUGUGCUUACUGGACAUCAGUGCCAGAUCACUUAGUGGUACCUCACGUCAAGGGAAGGAUCUUCACGUUUUUGAUGACUGCAGACAAAAAUGAAUCUGUUGCUAGAGAGGAAUUUGUCAAAGUAUUACAGGAAGACGGUGAGGAACUGUUCGAGAAGCAUGUUGAGAAGUGGCUCAAGCUUUACACUCAAGCAACAAUGGAAAUAGAAGGAAAUCUACAAUUAGCUAAAAUAGUUAACGGCAUCUGGUAUUACAUGUUGAGUUCAUUACCAUCCGAGGAGUCGCACCUGCCUCUUGACAAUUUCUACGGACUGAGUCCAACGGGAUUAGCCAGAGGCGGAACGUUUGAUGAUUAUGAGGGUCACAAUUUCUGGGAUACUGAGAUGUGGAUGUUUCCGCCGAUUCUGCUCAUGUACCCUCGCUACGCACGUCAACUGUUACAGUAUCGCCUUGACAGGGCCCACAUCGCUGCUGAACUAGCAAAACUUACCGGCAAUAAAGGAUAUAGAUAUCCUUGGGAAAGUGCCUAUACCGGUAUUGAAGUGACUCAGCCAUGCUGCCCGGAGGUGGCAGAGUUUGAGCAGCAUGUUACUGGCUGCAUAUCUUUUGCAGCGCGGCAGUACCUAGCUGUCACCAGAGACGAGGAUUGGCUGAAGCAUGGCGGUUGUUCGAUUGUCACCAACAUCGCUGAAUUCUGGGCUUCCCGAGCCGUUAUCAACUACACUACGGGAUUAUAUGACAUUGAAAACGUCAUGGGACCAGAUGAAGACCAUAGUAAUGUAACCAACUCAGUUUUCACCAAUGUUGUCGCUGGUUAUUCACUUUAUUUAGCGGAAUAUGUGGCCUGUCUUUGCAAAUCCUACUACAUGACAAGAGACCCAGGCCAUUGGGCGGAUAUUGCGUGGAGUCUUUCGCUUCCCUACGACUCGAAAAGAGAUUAUCAUCCUCAGUUCCAGGGUUAUCAACGAGGAGAUAGCAUCAAGCAGGCUGAUGCUGUUCUACUUGGAUUCCCGCUUAUGUAUCCUAUGAAUAUUUCAACCAGAGCGAACGAUCUUUCGUACUACGAGUCUGUAACACGUGGAAGUGGUCCAGCGAUGACGUGGAGCAUGCACGCCAUCGGUCAGCUCGACCUGAAGGACAAUUUACGAGCGGCUAUUUUGUUCAAUAAAAGCUAUGAGGGAUAUGUUAGAGAACCAUUCAAGAUUUGGUCUGAACUCCGUCGUCCAAGGUUGGGUGCUGUUAACUUCCACACUGGUAUGGGCGGUUUCCUGCAGGCAUUAAUGUUCGGAUACGGCGGUAUCAGAGUCCAUCUUGAUAGACUGGUUAUAACACAGCCUCAACUACCGCCCGAGGCAACCAGAUUCAAGAUAAAAGGAAUAAAAUAUCUCGGAUCAAACCUCACGUUGGACGUCGGGGUGAAGACCACAACCCUUACUGUAUCCUCGAUGGAUGAUAACUGGCCUCUUAUUAUGAAUAAUGGAAAAUAUAACAUUACCUUAGUACCGGGGAUGACGGUGACUCUAAAGGGCGAGGGACCAUUUACUAUUCGCACCGUUUCUUGGAAGGAUUGCAAGUUACCUGUGGACAUCAUCGGUCAGAACUAUUUGAGGCCGAUAGGACUAUAA
Danaus chrysippus (African queen) is the source of this 2313-nucleotide messenger RNA. The record is from the annotation of a GenBank genome assembly. Lineage: Eukaryota; Metazoa; Arthropoda; Insecta; Lepidoptera; Nymphalidae.